Molecule: messenger RNA, 3595 nt
Organism: Populus nigra (black poplar)
Lineage: Eukaryota; Viridiplantae; Streptophyta; Magnoliopsida; Malpighiales; Salicaceae
Product: DNA damage-binding protein 1a
Exons: 19
Coding region: 127-3393 (1088 amino acids)
Cellular component (GO): nucleus
Molecular function (GO): protein binding; nucleic acid binding
Source: RefSeq, a predicted model, not a curated record
AAAGGCCAGAAACGGAGACGGAGCAGCAAACACACUAGAGAGAGCAGGAGCCGCUAGGGCUCUUUCAUUUCCUUCGAGCAAAACACAGACGCGCAGAGAAAGAGAGGGGGAGAUCUGAAAGUGAAGAUGAGUGUAUGGAACUAUGUGGUCACUGCUCACAAGCCCACCAAUGUGACGCACUCUUGUGUCGGCAAUUUCACCAGUUCUCAAGAGCUCAAUCUCAUCAUUGCGAAAUGUACCCGUAUCGAAAUCAAUCUGCUUACUCCUCAGGGAUUACAGCCUAUGUUAGAUGUUCCAAUAUAUGGACGAAUUGCAACUCUCGAACUUUUCCGGCCUCAUGGUGAAGCUCAGGACUUUUUAUUUAUUGCAACAGAAAGAUACAAAUUCUGUGUGCUUCAGUGGGACGCAGAUACGUCUGAGCUAAUUACCAGAGCAAUGGGGGAUGUAUCAGACCGUAUAGGUCGCCCAACAGACAAUGGUCAGAUUGGCAUAAUUGAUCCUGAUUGUAGAUUAAUUGGACUCCAUUUGUAUGAUGGGUUGUUUAAGGUCAUUCCUUUUGAUAAUAGAGGACAGCUCAAAGAGGCUUUUAACAUAAGGCUUGAGGAACUUCAAGUUUUGGAUAUCAAAUUUCUUCAUGGUUGUUCAAAACCAACAAUUGUUGUUCUUUACCAGGAUAACAAGGAUGCCCGUCAUGUUAAAACAUAUGAGGUUGCUUUGAAAGAUAAAGACUUUAUUGAGGGUCCUUGGUCGCAGAACAAUCUUGACAAUGGUGCUGAUUUGCUAAUACCAGUUCCCCCACCUUUCUGUGGUGUUCUUAUUAUUGGGGAAGAAACAAUUGUAUAUUGCAGCGCCAAUGUUUUUAGAGCGAUCCCAAUCAGACCUUCUAUCACGAAAGCAUAUGGAAGAGUUGAUGCAGAUGGUUCUAGGUAUUUACUUGGCGAUCAUGCUGGGCUUCUUCACCUUCUAGUCAUAACCCAUGAGAAAGAAAAGGUCACUGGCCUCAAAAUUGAGCUAUUGGGAGAAACUUCUAUUGCAUCUACCAUAUCAUAUCUCGACAAUGCUUUUGUCUUUAUUGGUUCAAGCUACGGAGAUUCACAGCUUGUAAAGUUAAAUCUGCAACCUGAUGCAAAAGGUACAUAUGUAGAAGUUCUGGACAGGUAUGUCAAUUUGGGACCAAUUGUUGACUUCUGUGUGGUGGACCUGGAGCGGCAAGGCCAAGGUCAGGUUGUCACUUGCUCUGGAGCCUAUAAGGAUGGUUCUCUUCGGAUAGUUCGUAAUGGAAUAGGAAUCAAUGAACAGGCAUCUGUAGAGCUUCAAGGCAUCAAAGGAAUGUGGUCAUUAAGAUCUUUGACUGAUGAUCCAUUUGACACCUUUCUGGUUGUAAGUUUUAUUAGCGAGACAAGAAUUUUGGCAAUGAACAUUGAGGAUGAGUUGGAGGAAACUGAAAUAGAGGGUUUCUGUUCACAAGUGCAGACAUUGUUCUGCCAUUGUGCUGUGUUCAACCAGCUUGUACAAGUUACAUCAAGCUCUGUAAGACUGGUCAGUUCUACAACUAGAGAACUCAGACAGGAAUGGAAUGCUCCAUCAGGUUAUUCAAUAAAUGUCGCCACUGCUAAUGCCACCCAGGUUUUAUUGGCAACUGGUGGUGGCCACCUCGUCUAUCUGGAAAUCGGUGAUGGGACACUGACACAGGCAAAACAUGCACAGUUAGAGUGUGAGAUAUCAUGCCUGGACAUUAACCCCAUUGGAGAGAAUCCCAACUAUAGUCAACUAGCUGCGGUUGGAAUGUGGACAGACAUAAGUGUCAGGAUAUUUUCAUUGCCUGAUCUAAAUCUCAUAACAAAGGAGCCAUUGGGAGGAGAGAUAAUACCCCGUUCUGUUCUUCUAUGUUCCUUUGAAGGGAUAUCAUAUUUAUUAUGUGCCCUUGGAGACGGACACCUCUUGAACUUCCUACUGAACUUGAGUACUGGCGAGUUGAAAGAUAGGAAAAAGGUGUCUUUGGGGACCCAACCUAUAACACUCCGUACUUUCUCAUCGAAGAAUACCACACAUGUAUUUGCUGCAUCAGAUAGGCCAACUGUCAUUUACAGCAGCAACAAGAAACUACUUUACAGCAAUGUAAACUUGAAAGAAGUCAGUCAUAUGUGUCCUUUUAACUCUGCUGCAUUUCCAGACAGCCUUGCUAUUGCAAAAGAAGGGGAACUUAGCAUUGGCACCAUCGAUGAUAUCCAAAAGCUUCACAUCCGCUCUAUUCCAUUGGGUGAGCAUGCACGGCGUAUAUGUCACCAGGAGCAGUCUCGGACUUUCUCCAUUUGUAGUAUGAAAAACCAAUCCAAUGCAGAAGAAUCUGAAAUGCAUUUUAUUCGAUUGUUAGAUGAUCAAACCUUUGAGUUCAUAUCAACAUACCCACUUGACACAUUUGAGUAUGGCUGCUCCAUACUUAGCUGCUCCUUUUCUGAUGAUAGCAACGUGUACUAUUGUGUUGGAACUGCAUAUGUUUUGCCAGAAGAAAACGAGCCAACCAAGGGCCGAAUACUGGUUUUCAUAGUGGAAGAUGGGAAGUUGCAGCUUAUUGCUGAGAAGGAAACAAAGGGGGCAGUAUACUCUUUGAAUGCUUUCAAUGGAAAACUGCUGGCUGCUAUUAAUCAAAAGAUCCAGUUAUACAAGUGGAUGCUCCGAGAUGAUGGAACACGUGAGCUGCAGUCUGAGUGUGGGCAUCAUGGGCACAUACUUGCCCUCUAUGUACAAACUCGUGGAGAUUUCAUUGUUGUUGGUGAUCUGAUGAAGUCAAUCUCCUUGCUAAUCUAUAAGCAUGAGGAAGGUGCUAUUGAGGAGCGAGCCCGUGAUUAUAAUGCAAAUUGGAUGUCGGCAGUUGAGAUUCUUGAUGAUGACAUUUACCUUGGUGCUGAAAAUAACUUUAACCUAUUCACGGUUCGGAAAAAUAGUGAAGGUGCCACUGAUGAGGAACGAGGCCGUCUUGAGGUGGUCGGUGAGUAUCACCUUGGAGAAUUUGUAAAUCGAUUCCGACAUGGUUCCCUUGUCAUGCGCUUGCCAGAUUCCGAUGUUGGCCAGAUCCCAACUGUCAUUUUUGGGACUGUUAAUGGUGUAAUCGGGGUCAUUGCUUCACUUCCUCACGAGCAAUACCUCUUUUUGGAGAAGCUGCAGUCAAACUUAAGAAAGGUGAUAAAGGGUGUUGGAGGAUUGAGCCAUGAGCAAUGGAGAUCAUUCAACAAUGAGAAGAAAACUGUAGAUGCCAAGAAUUUCUUGGAUGGAGAUCUUAUCGAGUCAUUCCUUGAUCUCAGCCGUAGUCGGAUGGAUGAGAUAUCCAAUGCAAUGGAGAUCUCCGUGGAGGAGCUUUGCAAGAGAGUGGAGGAGCUGACAAGGCUGCAUUGAUUCAGUCUCGAUCAUGUCUACUCGUUUGUUCAAUUUUUUUUUUUGGUUGCUUUGUUGCACAUGGACGAAUCAUGUCUUGUCGGUUUGGAGGGAUAUCCAAGGACGAACCGUUUCUUGUAAGGAAUCCAGAGGUGUAUGUACAACAUUUUUUAAAAAAUCAUGUUCAUAUGUUAUUUAGAGACCUGCAUGUGGAGUUAGCCUA